Messenger RNA from Lichtheimia ornata, 906 nucleotides. RefSeq lists its product as uncharacterized. Bases 1 to 906 code for a protein of 301 amino acids. The transcript is spliced from 2 exons. NCBI's taxonomy places the organism in Eukaryota, Fungi, Mucoromycota, Mucoromycetes, Mucorales, Lichtheimiaceae. The record is from RefSeq and is a predicted model, not a curated record.
AUGAACCCUAUUCAAUACGCUCUACUCUUGAUCGUCGCUCUUUGUCAGCUAUUGGCAAGUGUUGAAUGUAUGGCUGUGGCACGACAAGCACUUGUUCCCCGCUGUAUGUCUGCUAUCAAACGCACGCUCGUUUUGACCGACUUUGACGAGACCAUCACCAAUGAGGACACAACGGCAUUGCUAGGUCAAGUUGGCCUCGAUCACCAACAUAGCAACAUGUCUUGGUCGUUCUUUGUUGACGCUUACAUGGAAGACUACAAUCGCAUCAAGAGCUCCAUUCCUGCCAAUGCAACUAUUCGUGAACGCUUGGGUGCCUUUCGACCAGCAGAAGCAGCUUCGUUGGAUCGCAUCGAGAAAUAUAGCGUAUUCAGAGGUCUGACACGUCAAUACAUUAAUGAGCAAGGCGCACGACACGCAUCACAAUACCUACGACCUGGCGUGGUGGAUGUAUUGCAACAUGUGGAUAAGGACAACUUUAGAAUCAUAUCCGUCAACUGGUCGAAGGAUUGGAUCCUUGGCUUCUUGCGUCCACUUGGUUUGGAUCUCGAGCAUGUUUAUUCCAAUGAUUUGCGCUACUAUGAAAACAAUCAUACAGCUACUGGCGAGAUCACUCAUGAGCUAUUGACUUCGGUCGACAAGGAAGAUUUGAUGGAUGCCAUUCUACGCAAAACACCAGCUGAUACUCGUACCGUUUAUGUGGGUGAUUCUAUGGGUGAUUUGCUUCCUAUGAUGAAAGCGGAUGUCGGCAUUGUCAUGGGUAACAACACAAAGUUAUUGGACGCCAUCCGAAACGACUUUUCAAAAGACAUCCAAGAAGGACUUGACAACUGGGAUACGGGUGUUUACCGCGUAGAUAGUUGGACUCAGAUUCUUGAUAGCGGUGUGCUCAAGUCUACUACUACAUAG